CUCAGAGCCCUCUGGGUCCUGAUACAGUCUGUCAGCAAGAUGCCAGGCAAACCUGCUCCCAUCAAGAAAUCAGCAGCCAAGAAAGCUGCAGAGAAGGCAUCUGAGCCGGCUCCGGAGCCCGAGCCCACCCCCGUAGAGCCUCCACCAGCUGAGGCUCCAUCUUCUGAGACCACAGCUGAAGCCGCUCCAGUGGCUGAGGAGGAAACACCUCCAGCUGCCCCAGCAGAGGAAACCCCUGCGGAUCAGGAAAGUGCUCCAGCUACAGCUCCUGCCUUUGAAGACAGCGCGGUCACUCCAGCAACAGAAGCUCCAGCAGACGCUGCUCCAGCUGUGGUCGAGGAGCCACCCAAGGCCCCCACACCUCCACCUCCUGCAGUCCCCACCAGUGCCCCUCUGGAUGUCUCCGUGCAUGAUGUCAAUGACUCCAGCCUCACCAUUAAGUGGCAAGCACCCGAGACUAUUGGAGACUCUGGCCUGAAUGGUUACACUGUGGAAUACUGCAAAGAUGGAACAACAGACUGGGUUGUGGCAAACGAGGAGCUGACCCAAGCUGACCACUUCUGCAUCAAGAACCUGACAAUUGGAGACCUGCUUCAUGUUCGCGUGGUGGCCGUAAACCCUGGUGGCCGCAGUGAGCCUGGGACGCUUCCACAGGCCGUCCCCAUUCGAGAGGUUAUCGACCGCCCAAAGAUCCGCCUGCCUCGAGCUCUUAGAUCCCGCUAUGUGAAGAAGGUCGGCGAGCAGAUCAACCUUGUCAUCCCAUUUAUUGGAAAGCCCAAGCCUGUGGUUUCCUGGUUGAAGGAUGGUCAGCCUUUGGACACAAAAAGAGUGAACAUCAGGAACAGUGACCGUGACAGCAUCCUGUUCAUUCGCGGCGCUCAGAGGGAGGACUCUGGGGUUUAUGAGAUGUCUUUGAAAGUGGAUAGCUUUGAGGACAAAGCUCCCAUCACCCUGCAGAUCGUCGACCUGCCUGGCCCUCCAACCAGUGUGAAACUGGUGGACUCCUGGGGCUUCAACGCUGCUUUGGAGUGGACUCCUCCCAAGGACAACGGCAACACAGACAUCACUGGAUAUACUGUUCAGAAAGCCGACAGGAAGACUGGGGAUUGGUUCACUGUGCUGGAACACUACCACAGGCUAACCGCCACCAUCACGGACCUCGUCAUGGGCAACUCGUACUGCUUCAGAGUUUUUGCUGAGAACCAAGUGGGCAUCAGUGAGCAGAGCGCUGUCACCAAAGAGGUUGCUACAAUUCAGAAAACAGGAAUCCACUACAAACCUCCUGAGUACCAGGAACGCGACUUCUCUGAGGCUCCCAAGUUCACCACCCCUCUUCUGGACCGAGCUGCCACCGUGGGAUAUACCACCAAGCUGCUGUGCUCUGUUCGGGGAAGCCCAAAGCCAAAGAUUGAGUGGUUGAAGAAUCAGAUGGUCAUCGGUGAUGACCCUAAGUUUCGUCAAAUAUCCAACCAGGGCAUCUGCUCCCUGGAGAUCAGGAAGCCAUGCAGCUUCGAUGGUGGUGUGUACACCUGCCGAGCAAAGAACGAGCAGGGAGAGGCCACUGUUUCCUGCAAACUAGAAGUCAAACAAGUUGUUAUUCCAGAAGUUAAUAAAGAAAAGGGCAAAUAAAUCAAUGUUGGAAUUUCCAGAGUGCAUUUAAAGAACCACCACAAGUCUGAAUCGUAUGCUUUAAGUGCGCACAAAUAUGGGAGAAGAUGCUUCGACUGGCUGUGCAGAAGAGUGUACAUAAUGAAGAAAGGGACAGCAUAACCCAACAAAAUACUCAUCUAUUUCUCCAUCCAAAGAUUCUUAGAAACAGUUUAUGCUUUGUGAGAAGUUAGACACAUACAUGUGUGACUGUAAGAAGAAGAAGAGUGGUUUAUGUUUCAUUUCACAAUUCAUACUGGAUGUAGCCCAAGUCCAGAGCUUCAGCAGCAGCUCAGGUGACAUAAGCAUCUCAGAUGACGGAAAUGGUUAAUUUUUUUGAGUGGACUGAAUUGGUGGACGACCACAUGUUAAAGUUAAAAUCCCACUCCCAUCAUCUUUUGAUCAAUUCUAAGAACGUUCCCAGUGGUCUUUUAAAUAUUAAAAUGCUGCGUUUAGGCACAUUUUUAUGACAUUUUCUAGGACAUAGUUUCUUCAGAGCGACAGGAGUUUAUUAGAAAUUCACCUCUAAGUUGCAGGUGGAACUGUUGGUGCCUAGUAAACCUGCCUCUACUUCCCGUCAUCCAUCUGUUUACACUCUCUCCUGCUAGCUUACAGCCCCUCACAACCCUAAGCAAAAGCUUACAUUAGCGGUGCAACAAAAAUGGCGAGCGAUAUUAAAGGUAUCUGAAGCUAAAGCUUUGAGCCAGAUACCAGCUCAGAUGAGGAAAACAAAGACAUUCAUGGAUCUAUGGAUGCAUCAGAAUAAAGCGGAGCAGGGAGAUUAUGGCCUGGCGAUUGUAAAUUCUACGUCACACCUAAGAUUUUUGGCAUCUGCUCUUAAUUCUUAAUAAUUUGAAUAAAGAAAUACCCAGAAAUCCAACUUUAAGCUAAAUCUUUUCUAUAUAUGUCCACCAUUAUCAGAAAAAUGUCACAAGAACAUUUAAAAAACACCAAAAACAACUAUAAACUUAAGGAAGACAAUGUUUUUUUACGUCUUUAGAUGAAAUGUAAGAGAAUGGAAGAAAGAUAACGAAUGUAGUUUUCAGUCAGAUCUAGGUCACAUAUUGCUAUUUAGAUCUUCUGUGUUCAGCAUGCACAUCCAUACACUGAUUUGCUUUCAGUCACACUGAAGUUCUAACAUGAUGGGAAGUUUUGAAGUGAAAUGUCAGAGAAGCAGCCAGAACAUCAUGUUUGAGGCCACAAGACAGCAACAUCAUCACAAGGUGUCUUCUCACGGAGUACGAAGCUGCAUUUACUCUUCCACUAUUUUCAUUAUGUACAAACAAAACCAAGUCCUGCCCAUCCCACCUGAAUGAUACGCUAUGCCGGUUGAAACCUUUGAUCUACUGCUAAAUUUAGCACCUUUAUUUUCAGUUUCUAUUUGCUUUUUAUUGUAGUAUAAAUAAAUAUGCACUUCAAAAUAAAACCCAAAACAACAUACAAGGUGAUUCUUUGUGAUUUAUUUGUUUUCUCAUCUUUACGAUUUUUGGUUGUUCAGAUUAUUUUCCAUAAAUAUUCUAAAAGUGUUAUUUUUUCUUAUUAUGUGAAUCUCUGAAGAUCUUUAUUUUAAACUAACACAAUUUGAUCAUCUGAACUUGUGUUGUUCAGACUGAAGAUCCAACAUUGACCUUCAUUACCAAAACUGCUGUCAGAAGUCAGAGCUCUGUCUCCCCCUCUGGUCACCGGUGGGAACAGUCUCCAGAGCUCUGAAUGUACUUCAUCUCCCAGCAACCCCACAGGUUCUGAAUGCCACACACCUGACUUUCAUUUGCAAUCACCCACAGUACACUUAAGCACUGCACUGAGCCUCACUCAGUGAAAAGUUUUUGUUUUUUUUGUGGUACUCUGUCUCUAUUACCGAGUGGCAUAGCUGGAUAUGAUCGUCUGAUUUCUUGACUGUGUUUUGUCUCUGACUCUGUUUGGCUGCUGGCUGCCCCAAAUCUGGCCUGGAACCAGACUACUCUGGUUUCCUUUCUGAUGCUCCCCUCCCCAUUAGUGACCCAUGGCUGCCUGACCCUGAUUUAGCUUUGUGAAGUUUUAGCAGUGCUAAUAAAACCUGCUGCAAUUGC
This is a messenger RNA of Oryzias latipes (Japanese medaka), 3716 nucleotides long. It is a transcript of the gene mybpha, whose product is annotated as myosin binding protein Ha. NCBI's taxonomy places the organism in Eukaryota, Metazoa, Chordata, Actinopteri, Beloniformes, Adrianichthyidae. The record is from RefSeq and is a predicted model, not a curated record. Gene Ontology annotation, molecular function: protein binding.